AUGGAAACAUUGUUUAUAAACAACUCUCACCGGGCGGAGGACCUCAUCGUUACUUGUAAAUGGAAAGGUGAGGCCUGUACUUGGAAUGAUUUCAAACCUGUGUUGACCCAACAUGGACAGUGCUACACCUUCUUAGGUAACACAACAAUCGAGGACGGUAACAUCGUCGACUCACCAGGGGUGUACAGUGGCCUAGAAGUGAUAUUGAACAUAGAAGACUAUGAUGGUAUGAUGGGGCCUCAUAGUAGCGGCGGUGUGAAGGUCAUUCUACAUCACGAAACUGAGGUCCCCAUGCCAGAAUACGGCAACGAGCUCCCUUCUGGUCGGCAUGGUUUCAUGGAUGUCCAAGUAUCUAAGGCACAGAACGUUCCGCCUCCCCAUGGACAGUGCGUGACUCGAUCGCUAAGGUUUAUGGAUAUAUAUUCCUAUACAGUUGGGGCCUGCCAGAUGGAGUGUGAGAUGCAGUACAUCUCGUCUCUUUGUCACUGCCGACAAAUACACAUGCCUAUGGGAAUGAGUUCUCUUCCGCCUUGUAACGUGGACCAAUACAGCACUUGUGUUGUUGAAGCAAAAGGUAUCUGUUGGUUUCCUCUUCCGGGAGUUUAUGAAUAUUUCCCUGCUAUAUUUGCCCUUAUACUACCUGACGUGACCAGUUUAGAUUUGUAA
This is a messenger RNA of Ylistrum balloti, 666 nucleotides long. Its product is annotated as acid-sensing ion channel 2-like. The transcript has 5 exons. The coding region runs from base 1 to 666 and encodes 221 amino acids. Gene Ontology annotation, molecular function: ligand-gated sodium channel activity. Lineage: Eukaryota; Metazoa; Mollusca; Bivalvia; Pectinida; Pectinidae. Gene Ontology annotation, cellular component: membrane. Gene Ontology annotation, biological process: sodium ion transmembrane transport. The record is from RefSeq and is a predicted model, not a curated record.